AUGAAAUGAAUCCCAGCUCAAAAAGAAAAGUAGAAAUAAUAAGAAGACCUUUUCAAAAUUCACACAGAAACCUCCACCGUCCCCCUUCCUAAAAUCACAAUCGAAUUUCAUCUUCCUUCCAUGAGAGCAAAUUGAAGAAUUCUUUGGAAAAUCUUAUUAAUCAUGAAGAAGCAAUUGAUUUUCUUCUUCUUCUUCUUCUCCUUUACCGCCCUUGUUUCAUCAUCCUAUUUUUCCCCCACCGAUCAUUACCUCGUUAGCUGUGGCUCCCGUGACCCGACAAUUGUUGACUUUGACCACCGCCGCUUCACCGGCGACGCCUCCAAAUCGGCCGCCUCCCAGUUUCUAACCGCCCCGUCACCGGGUCGAAGUAUUGAGCUCGUUGAUCCGAACCCGGCUCCGAAUUCUUCCCCUCUGUACCGCACCGCUAGAGCCUUCACAAAGCCUUCAAGGUACGCGUUUGCGAUUCAAGAAACUGGGGUCCACCACCUGGUACGUCUCCAUUUCCACAGGUUUACUAAUUCCAGUGUUUUGGAGUCUUCCACUCCUCAAUUUCACGUUUUGGCAAAUGGGUUCUUGUUGUUGAACAAUUUUAGCCUUGGAAAUGAGAAAAAAGAUGUUGUUGUUAAGGAGUUUAUUCUGAGGGUUGAUUCUGAUAAGCUUGAGAUUACUUUUGUGCCUGCGGAAAGAUCGAAUUUUUAUGCUUUUGUUAAUGCUAUUGAAGUGAUUUCUUCUCCCAAAGAUUUGAUUACUGAUUUGGCUCAGUUUGUGAACUCUGAGAGGAAUGAAAGAAUUGAUGGAAUGUUGAAGAGUAGUUUUGAGACUUUGUAUAGGGUUAAUGUCGGGGGUCCAAAAGUGACGCCUUUUAAUGAUUCUUUGUGGAGAACAUGGGUGAGUGAUGAUAGUUAUCUGGAAAAAUCUGGUGAGAAUGGGGCUACAACAUUGGGCGAUGUCAUCCGUUCCAGUGGCAGGAUUCAGUAUCAAGCUGGUGGGGCGAGUCGGGAAGUUGGGCCGGACAAUGUUUACAAUUCAGCUCGAGUAAUUAAGAGCUUGAAUGAUUCUGUUCCCAAGUCGAAUAUCACUUGGGUUUUCCCAGGGAUCAAUGAGAGUGGUAGCAAGUACUUGGUUCGAUUGCAUUUCUGUGAUAUUGCGAGCAUUGGGCCCUUUUCGCUUUACUUCAAUGUUUAUGUGAAUGGUAAUCUGGCAUAUGAGAACCUGGAUUUAACCCUGAUCACCAAUUCAUUGCUGGCCUCGCCUUUCUAUGCUGAUUUUGUGAUCGACGGUUCAAGUUCAAGUUCGGGGUCCUUAACAGUGAGUGUAGGACCAUCGAAUUUCAGCUUGCCACAUGCUGUUGAUGCUUUACUUAAUGGGGUUGAAGUAUUUAAGAUGAGCAGUUCAUUUGGUAGUUUUCAAGGGGAGAUGUGUGCUGAGUCGGUCAUGAGGAGCUGGAGAAGGGGAAAUGUAGGCGUCGUUUUGCCUUUACUAGCUGCAGUAUUUCUGUUGCUUACUGCAUCCGUGAUAGUACAGAGGAAGAGGUGUGGCGUUGCUGGCGAUACAAUCGGAUGGUCAAGGUUACCUGUAGAUGUUUCUGAAGUCAAUUUGAAGCAUCCUGGACUACAAUCAACCACAGCUGGUAAACUAUGAUCAUGAUCCUCUCUUUCUGACCAAGUAAGUCCCUCCCGAUUGCCACAUGUCGUCAGCUUUUAGAUGCAAUGCUUUAUUGCUUUUGGUCUUCAGUAGAACUGUAAUGGAAGAAUGCAUUUUUCCUCCGAGCUUCCAAGGGUAUGAGCUACUCUGUGUUGCUGUAGUUCUUCAUCGCAUAUGUAUAAUUCUAGUAUGUAUACAGGCAUUACUGAUAAAUGACAGCCAAAAGCGAAUUAAAAAUGUUGAAGCAGUAUGGGAAAGGAGAUGUGUUAGUGCUGUAAGUUACUCGUGGUACAUUUUUUUGGCCUGUGGAAGGCAAAUGAUCAUAUAUUGUUCCAUAAUUUGGUCACUUCCCUGUUCUUAAUAGAGUUUCAUGUUGUGUAUGCCUUUCAAUCAAUGGCUCGUACACCAAUAGAUUUGAUGAAUGUUGGCUAAGAAAAUAAAAUGAAAACAAAAAUGAAGUUCAAUCGACCCAAACUGGUCUUACCUUGUUGAACCGCCAGGUAUAGUCAGUGACAUCUGCUCCCUUUAUUCAGUUUAUUGUUCAUAUAAACUAGGACUAGGAAAAAUAUUCUUUUGAGCUCGAUUAUUGAUUGUCCCUGAAAUUGGUAUGUUUUAGAUAUUGUUGUUAAGGAUUUUUCUGUUUGCUAAAUUGUAAGAAAUGAAUAUGAUAAGCUGGAGAGAUUUACUUUUGCACCUUGCUACAACAAGCAGAAGAUAGACAUCUUAUGCCUCUGAAUCCUGCUUUAGUAGCUAAAGCUAGA
Messenger RNA from Oldenlandia corymbosa var. corymbosa, 2405 nucleotides. The record is from the annotation of a GenBank genome assembly. NCBI's taxonomy places the organism in Eukaryota, Viridiplantae, Streptophyta, Magnoliopsida, Gentianales, Rubiaceae.